AUGGCUGAAUUACAGGGUCGCAAGGUCUUCAAGGUCUUCAACCAGGACUUUGUCGUAAAUGAACAAUACACUGUCACCAAGGAACUGGGCCAGGGUGCAUAUGGUAUUGUCUGUUCUGCGACCAACGCCCAGACCGGCGAGGGCGUCGCCGUCAAGAAGGUCACCAACGUUUUCAGCAAAAAGAUUCUCGCCAAGCGAGCUCUGAGAGAAAUCAAGCUGCUCCAGCAUUUCCGGGGCCACCGCAAUAUUACAUGCCUUUACGAUAUGGACAUCCCCCGCCCGGACAACUUCAACGAAACAUAUCUCUAUGAGGAGUUGAUGGAGUGUGAUCUGGCGGCUAUCAUCCGUUCCGGACAGCCCUUGACUGAUGCGCAUUUCCAAUCUUUCAUCUACCAGAUCCUGUGUGGUCUGAAGUACAUUCACUCCGCCAAUGUGCUCCACCGUGACUUGAAACCCGGAAAUCUUCUCGUCAAUGCCGAUUGCGAGCUGAAGAUUUGUGACUUCGGUCUGGCCCGUGGUUUCUCCAUUGACCCAGAAGAGAACGCCGGUUAUAUGACCGAGUACGUCGCUACAAGAUGGUACCGUGCCCCGGAGAUCAUGUUGAGCUUCCAGAGCUACACCAAAGCUAUCGAUGUCUGGUCCGUCGGUUGUAUUCUGGCUGAGCUGCUCGGUGGCCGUCCCUUCUUCAAGGGCCGUGACUAUGUCGACCAGCUGAACCAGAUCCUGCACUACCUGGGUACACCAAACGAAGAGACCCUCUCCCGUAUCGGCUCCCCCCGUGCCCAGGAGUACGUGCGCAACCUCCCCUUCAUGCCCAAGGUUCCCUUCCAGCGUCUCUUCCCCAACGCCAACCCCGACGCCCUGGACCUCCUAGACCGCAUGUUGGCCUUUGACCCCUCCUCCCGUAUCUCUGUCGAGGAAGCUCUCGAGCACCCCUACCUGCACAUCUGGCACGACGCCUCCGACGAGCCCACAUGCCCCACCACCUUUGACUUCCACUUCGAGGUCGUCGAUGACGUCCAGGAUAUGCGCCAGAUGAUCCUUGAUGAGGUUGUUCGAUUCCGCGCCACUGUCCGUCAGCAGUCCCAGGCCCACGCUGCCCAACAGCAACAGAUGACCCAGCAAACUAACGUCCCCAUCCCGGAUCACCAGCAGGGCUCCUGGAAGACCGAGGACCCCAGGCCCCAGGAGGCUGCCGCUGGCGGUGGGCACCUGAAUGACCUUGAGUCCUCGCUGCAGCGCGGCAUGGAUGUGCACCACUGA
Molecule: messenger RNA, 1263 nt
Organism: Penicillium angulare
Lineage: Eukaryota; Fungi; Ascomycota; Eurotiomycetes; Eurotiales; Aspergillaceae
Gene: mpkA
Product: mitogen-activated serine/threonine-protein kinase SLT2
Exons: 5
Coding region: 1-1263 (420 amino acids)
Biological process (GO): protein phosphorylation; intracellular signal transduction
Cellular component (GO): nucleus; cytoplasm
Molecular function (GO): ATP binding; MAP kinase activity
Source: RefSeq, a predicted model, not a curated record